Molecule: messenger RNA, 1856 nt
Organism: Trichogramma pretiosum
Lineage: Eukaryota; Metazoa; Arthropoda; Insecta; Hymenoptera; Trichogrammatidae
Gene: ATPsynbeta
Product: ATP synthase subunit beta, mitochondrial
Exons: 7
Coding region: 138-1694 (518 amino acids)
Biological process (GO): proton motive force-driven mitochondrial ATP synthesis; proton transmembrane transport
Molecular function (GO): ATP hydrolysis activity; ATP binding; proton-transporting ATP synthase activity, rotational mechanism
Source: RefSeq, a predicted model, not a curated record
CUGUAGCUAUCUCUGUCUACGGCUCUGCAGCUCGACUCGGGCUACGAAACUUACGAGACUCGAGCCAACCGUUCUGUUCCGGUCGUACCCAUCUUUAAGUUAAAUCAUCAGCCUAGACCGUUCUCAUUUACUUUACCAUGAUGUUGAGUGCCGUGUCUAAGGCCACAGCUGGAGCUCUCAGGGCUGUUAAACCUGCCCUUUUGCAGUCGGAGACGGCUAAUCUUUCAGCUCUCGUCACCGUCAACAACCGAAAAUAUGCCGCCAAACCCGCUGCUGCCACGAAGGGUGCUCAUGGCAAGGUUGUCGCCGUAAUUGGUGCUGUUGUUGAUGUACAAUUCGAUGAUGAACUGCCACCCAUUCUUAAUGCUCUUGAGGUUCAAGACCGUAGCCCCAGGCUCGUGCUCGAAGUGGCACAGCACUUGGGUGAGAACACCGUGAGAACCAUUGCUAUGGAUGGUACGGAAGGUCUUGUACGAGGACAAAACGUUUUAGACAGUGGAUUCCCCAUCCGUAUUCCAGUUGGAGCUGAAACCCUAGGCCGUAUUAUCAACGUAAUUGGAGAACCCAUUGAUGAACGUGGUCCCAUUCCUACUGACAAAUUGGCCCCUAUACAUGCUGAUGCUCCAGAGUUCGUUGAAAUGUCUGUCGAGCAAGAAAUCCUAGUCACUGGAAUCAAAGUUGUCGACUUAUUGGCUCCUUAUGCUAAGGGUGGAAAGAUUGGAUUGUUUGGUGGUGCUGGAGUCGGAAAAACUGUACUCAUUAUGGAGCUCAUCAACAAUGUUGCUAAAGCUCAUGGUGGUUAUUCAGUUUUUGCUGGUGUUGGAGAACGAACCCGUGAGGGUAACGAUCUUUACCAAGAAAUGAUUGAGUCUGGUGUAAUUUCCCUUAAGGACAAAACUUCCAAAGUAUCUUUGGUAUACGGACAAAUGAACGAACCACCAGGUGCCCGUGCUCGAGUUGCCCUUACUGGUUUAACUGUUGCAGAAUAUUUCCGCGAUCAAGAAGGACAAGAUGUAUUACUUUUCAUUGAUAACAUCUUCAGAUUCACUCAGGCUGGUUCUGAGGUAUCAGCUCUGUUAGGUCGUAUUCCUUCCGCCGUAGGUUAUCAACCAACCUUAGCCACUGACAUGGGUACUAUGCAGGAACGAAUUACGACAACAACGAAGGGAUCCAUCACUUCGGUACAGGCCAUUUAUGUGCCAGCUGAUGAUUUAACAGAUCCAGCUCCUGCUACCACUUUUGCCCAUUUGGACGCCACUACUGUACUUUCUCGUGCAAUUGCAGAAUUGGGUAUUUACCCUGCUGUGGAUCCUCUUGAUUCAACAUCUCGUAUUAUGGAUCCUAAUAUCAUUGGUGCUGAGCAUUAUAACAUUGCUCGUGGUGUUCAAAAAAUCUUGCAAGAUUAUAAAUCACUGCAAGAUAUUAUUGCUAUUCUUGGUAUGGAUGAAUUGUCAGAAGAAGAUAAGAUAACUGUCGCAAGAGCACGUAAAAUCCAAAGAUUCUUGUCCCAACCAUUCCAGGUCGCUGAAGUUUUCACCGGUCAUCUCGGUAAACUUGUACCUUUACAAGAAACUAUCAAAGGAUUCCAAAAAAUCCUGAACGGUGAAUUAGACCAUUUACCGGAAGUUGCUUUUUACAUGGUCGGUCCUAUUGAAGAGGUGGUCGCCAAAGCCGAAUCAUUGGCAAAAUCAUAAACUUAUGAUUAAUUAAAAUUGGAAAUUAAAUUUCUUAUUGCCAUUUCAUGUUGAAGAUCAUUUGUCCACCUUUGUCAAAUAGUAAUUAAAUGUUCAUAGAAAAAGAAAUUUGUGACAGCAAAAAUGAUCAUAACGAUUGGAUAUAAAAAGUUUAUAACAGUA